Dichomitus squalens LYAD-421 SS1 is the source of this 1719-nucleotide messenger RNA. RefSeq names its product MFS general substrate transporter. Bases 1 to 1719 code for a protein of 572 amino acids. NCBI's taxonomy places the organism in Eukaryota, Fungi, Basidiomycota, Agaricomycetes, Polyporales, Polyporaceae. Gene Ontology annotation, molecular function: transmembrane transporter activity. The transcript is spliced from 7 exons. Gene Ontology annotation, biological process: transmembrane transport. The record is from RefSeq and is a predicted model, not a curated record.
AUGACACUAGCUGGAGGGUCUGUCGAACCACCCGCGGCGCAGGCGGCGCAGGAUGAGACCGCCCCUCUCCUGGCGAAGCAGAGAAACAAACCGAAUCCGCUGCCAAAGCUGCAGCUCGCUAUAAUUUACGCCAUUAAGCUGACACUACCUAUUACGCACACCCAAUCCUUGCCAUACUACAAUGUCUUCAUUGAGAAGCUCGCUGCCUCACAGGGGGCAGAUACGGGCUACUACAGCGGACUUGCGCAUACCGUAGCCUCCGUCACACAGCUCACUAGCAUGUUCGUCUGGGGUCGCAUUUCCGAUAACUACGGGCGUGUCCCCGUCAUACUUCUAGGGACCGCGGGUAUGGCAAUCUUCACCGUCUUCUUCGGUCUUUCUGGGUCACUCACCAGCCUUCUGCUCAACCGUUUCUUCGGCGGGUUCUUCUUCGGCAUUACUGGAGCUAUCCAUUCUGUUGUUGGAGAGCUCUCGGACGAGACGAACCAAUCGAUCGCGUUCCCGCUCUACGACGUCAUCUCUGCGCUGGGAUAUGUCAUAGGCCCAUUAAUUGGUGGCACCUUCGCGGAGCCGGCGAAGCAAUGGCCAGAUUUGUUCACCAAUCCCUUCUGGACACAAUAUCCAUACGUUCUACCAUGUCUCAUCUCUGCGGCGAUCUCUAUCGCAGCAUCUCUGCUAUCCGUGUUCGCCCUAAAAGAGACCCUACCGACAAAGUCUCCGAACACAGCAACAGUGCAAGCCUCAAGAACUGAUGAGGAGCUAGAACCCCUUGUCGUCGAGCCCACUGCAGACAUCAUCAUUGAGGUAGAGGAAAUCGACUUCGAGCCACUCGGGGUUCGACAGCUCCUGUCCAUCCCAGUCCUCCUCGCUGUCUUCACUUCGAGCGCAGCGCUAGGCUUCGCCGGAUCCUGCUUCAACAGUGUUUUCGUCCUCAUGGCCUACUCCCCAAUCAACCAAGGAGGUCUCGCGCUAUCGGUACGUCUUCGCCUCCCUGACCGCUCUUUCCUGCUUCUCGUGCUCAUCGCCGACCUUACUCCGCCGCAUCGUCUUCGCUCAUCCCUUCACUCACUCCUCCAUCUCGCAUCUCAACGUUCCAACUCUCAUGCUCCCACCGUGGUACCCCGCACCUUCAACACACAUCUACCCUCCUCGUCGUCUUCCUUCCUCGCCCGCUCCCCCACAUUCCCAAAACAGCCCUCGCAGAUCGGCCGCGCGCUCUCCGGCAUGGGCGCAGUCUCGAUCUUGCUCAAGCUCUGCAUGCCUGCGCUCCUCCGGCGUUACGGCACGCUCAACAUGUUCGACUUCUGCAUGUACUCCUGGGUCGUCGCCUUCGCGUCCCUGCCCCUCGCCUCGUGGGUCGCGCAGGCGUCCGCGGCCGCGGUCGACGGCCUCCAGCAGUUCCGCGACGCGAGCACGGGCGAGUGGAUCUCGGUCGGCUUCGUGCUCUUCCUCUCGAGGCUCGGGUGCCUCGCGUUCUCGAUCAUCAUGAUUCUCACGAAGGACCACACCCCGGGCACGACGUCGCUGGGCACGACGAACGGGCUCGCGGAGCUCUUCCAGUCUCUUGCCGGAGCAGCAGGCCCAAUCGUCGUCAGCUCCCUGUUCGCGGUCUCUGCAAAGAAGCAUCUCCUCGGCAGAUAUUUGUGGGUCGUGUUCAUGGUCCUCGAGUCUGGCUUUGGUGCCUGGGUCGCAUACAGGAUCCGACGGUUCCGCGAUUGA